Dicrocoelium dendriticum is the source of this 1243-nucleotide messenger RNA. NCBI's taxonomy places the organism in Eukaryota, Metazoa, Platyhelminthes, Trematoda, Plagiorchiida, Dicrocoeliidae. The record is from the annotation of a GenBank genome assembly.
UCAGCUUUCAUGAACGAAUCCAACAGCAUUUCGAGAUUUCGUAAACAACAUGAUGAAUACGUUGCUUAUAAUCUUUCUUUCUUUGCCCAAAUAUUCCUUUGCUGGCCUCCAUGUGAGUUUGAUAGACUACGUGUAUUGCGAUGAUGCCAUCCAAAAUGAGUACACUCAGACAAUGGCUGAUAGUUUUCUGCUAUCUGAAGGUGAAAGUUUGAAGUUGGACUGCGGAGUAUGCAAGUUUUGCUCAGCGAUGGCAAAGGAAUGCAAUGAAAAAUCUGAUUAUGAAGGAUGGACUAUACAACGCUCAAGGUAUUUAGGAUACGGGGGGUCUAUUGAGGGCGAACUCAAUGAUGCCCCGUUUGAACUCCCAAAAAUACGAAUGAGACUUCAUGAGCGAAUUUGGCCUGGAGCAUCCAUGUUUCCUCAGCCAGUUGAUUCGUUCCUCCGCUCUGAUGAUGCGUUGCUUCAAAGUGGUGCUUCUGCAGCAUCUCCCGGUCGAAAUGAUUCUGAAGCAAAAUCACGAACCCUUGCACAAAACAUUAACCUCUAUAUCUUGGUUGCAAAAGCAGAUCAACAAGCACAAGUUCUAAGGCCUCCGAGGAAACGAAACAGACAUGCUAGAGUUCAAAUGACAGUGGACACUGUUCACUUUCAGCAAACUCGCACGACGGACACUGGAGUGUACUAUUGCUACUGGAAUGGCAAACGUCUUAAAGAAUGGGCAGUGACUAUUGUGAAGGCUUAUGAAGAACCCUUUAGACACAUCUCCCUACCAACCUAUUAUGAGGAAAAUAUAGCAUCAUCUAAUAGAAUAGCUGCGAUGGAAAACAACGGGUCUACCAUCUAUAUAUACCCAGGAGACGGUCAACCGGAAACUCUACGUCCGGCAACUUUGCUGGACUACAAUCUGAGAGUGUACACUGAAUGGGGAUUAUGGAGCGAUUGCGUACCCUGCAUCCAACUGGAUGGGCCAAGUCAGUCUGAAAUUGCUGCAGCAGGUACUCAGAUGCGAGUGGGAACGUGUCGUGUUCGCAUUGUGGACACUUUCCAUUCCGUUCGGCCGCAUCCACUGGCGAUUCUUGUCGAUGCAACAAUGAGGACAUACAAUAGACGAGGUAUUCCUUGCCGCUCUCACUUGAUAAGUGAGGCUAUGCUUCUCUAUGGACCUGAUACACUAAAGCAAAGGCCAAGUGAACUUCAGAUGAGAGAAUGUGCUGUAAAAUGCCCCAUUCUUCCCAAAAAGUAA